CGCGCCCCGCGCCGCUCUCCCGGCUACGGCGAGCGGCGAGCGGCACAAAGAGCCGGCGCAGGCGGGGGGCGAAGCUCCCCCUGCCCUUCCCCGCACAGCCGGGCCAGCAAAGGUUCAACGAUCUUUCAGAAUCUGAAGUGGAGGAAUCUGAGGACCACACACCUAUAGUUGAAUCCCCACCAUCACUGGAUACCUUACCUGGUGUGGAAGCACCAGCAUCUGCAGCCCAGCCAUCUAUAGUGGAAUUGCCACUGCAGACCAGCUGGCUGUCAAGGAGCCACCACGUUCUGAUCACUUCCUGCUCAUUGUAUAGUCUGCAUCCAGGGAAAGCUCACCUGAGAUCAGAUCACCUGUGGGUGAACUUCGAGGUUUCAAAGUCAAGAUGCACACCUCCGAAUCCAAACAGGAUGGCAGUAACACCGUUGAGAAUGUGUUGUCAGCAACAGAGAUUACAUUUGAAUCAUUGGAGAAUCCAGAGAUUUUUGGAGACCCCUAUCAAGUCGCCAUGAAUUAUGCAGAGGAACAUAAAAUUCUACAGAUAUUUCAGGAUAUCACAGAAAAACUGCUGUUCCAUAAGCCUGAUGACCCCUUACAGUUCAUAUUGCUGGAGGUGCAGUCUAUGAUAAAUGCCAGGCAAGCAGAAGCGGAGAAACUAUCAGACUAGAACAAAGAUGUGAAGGUGUUUCUAGAAGAGGGCUUGUGCACUCCUUUUGGCCCUCAUUGACCUUGCUGUUGUGGUAUUGCCACACCAUGCCUUCACAGCACGAUGUAGUCAUUAGCAAGAACUUGGAAAAUAUCUGCUUUGCUGUCUCUUGCCUGGUUUUUCUGUUUUGUAUGCUUGUGCUUCCUCUUCCCCUUGGGUUCAAAUCCUGCAGCCAAGUUUUGGUUUGGAAUCACAGACUGAAAUCUAAGUGUGCAUGGAUCUUCAUGCACAUAUGGCACAUCUUGAAGAGGCAGGUCUGCUGAACUUCUAGGCAUAUAAAUACAUAAAUCUCAUAUCUCCA
Lonchura striata (white-rumped munia) is the source of this 1004-nucleotide messenger RNA. RefSeq names its product testis expressed 55 (gene TEX55). The record is from RefSeq and is a predicted model, not a curated record. Lineage: Eukaryota; Metazoa; Chordata; Aves; Passeriformes; Estrildidae.